Molecule: messenger RNA, 1592 nt
Organism: Paramecium pentaurelia
Lineage: Eukaryota; Ciliophora; Oligohymenophorea; Peniculida; Parameciidae
Source: the annotation of a GenBank genome assembly
AUGAAUAUUGAUUUUUCAAGAAUUUUCAAUCUAGUAAGUGAAAUACCAACUUAAGUAUUUAAAUAGACUUGUUUAACUAAAUUACCUGAAAAAUAGAUAGAUGAAAUCAAUAAAACCAUUCCUAUACUAAAAUCACAUUUAAUAAUAUAUUCCAGCAUUUAAGAAAGUUUCAUUAACAUUUCUGUUCUAUUCAUACCUAAUUUACUUGUGAUUGCUGAUCAAUAUUUAGUACUCUCUAAUUGUAAAAUUACAAAGUUAAAAUAAUAUUCCAAAUUUGAUGCCUAUGCAAUAUAACUAUCAAGUUCAACAGGACAUCUCUUAUUAUUCUUUAAUCAUAAAUAGUAAUAUUUAGAAUGGGUACCAAAAUUGAAAUCCUUUUGUAAAUUAAACAAUUUUACAAAUAAGUUUUGUUUAUUAGAAUAGAUCAUCAAAGAUUAUUAUAUAAUUUAGCAUAAAAAAACUAAAAAAUAUUAUACAUCAUAUGUCCAUUCAAUAAGAGCAACAUAAACAGUCGAUAUUUUGAAUAGUGAAAUUUAAACUUUGAGGAGUAUAAAACACCCAUCCUUAUUAGAUUUGAAAUGGGUUUAUGAAGAUAAUCAUUAUAUAUACUUAAUAUUUGAUUAUUUUAGAUGUGAGAAAUUAUUAGAUCUCCUUAAUUAAGGAUUGAUUUUGGAUUAAACAUAAUUAGCAUCAGUAAUUCUCCUUUACUUAAUUUUAGAUAAUAUUGUAAUUAUUGUAAUCUCUCAAAUUUUUAAGAAAGAAUAACAUUUAUCAUGGUAACAUAACACCAAGUAACAUUCUAAUCAAUACAUAAUCCUCAUUUCUUUAACUAUUCUUAGUCAAUAUGGCAUUUAUAAGUAGUAUUGACUAAGAACCUCUUGAUUAAUAUCUCUCAAAUGUGCAUGAGAGUUAUAUAGCACCUGAAAUAAAAUAAAGUAAUGCCAAACCUUCCAUUGAUAGUGAUCUAUAUUAAAUAGGAAUUGUAUUGUAUUUUUUGACAUUUUUUGUUCAUCACAAAAGGAAAGAUGAAAGAGUUGAUCGAAUUUAAUUUGAAUUAAUUGAUAAAGCAGAAGAACAUUUAUCAUAACUUGAUAAAAAUACUUAAUGUAUUAAUUUUUUAAUUUAAGAUAAGUAUAAAAUGGUGUAUUGUGCUUCUUAAUUAGAUUUAUUGAGAAGAUUGCUUGAUAAAAAAGAUAAUAGAAUUAAAUUAGAGGAAGCAAUUAAACAUCAUUGGUUUAUAAAUAUAAAAUAGAAAUUAAAGCCAAAAGUAGAAAGAAGAAAAUAGCAUUUACCAUCUUUAAAAACAAUAAUUGAAUUAUGUGAAUAUAAUGAAUUUUCAAAAAAAUUUGAGAAAUAAUAAAAAAUAAUAGAUGAAGAUUCUGGUAAUUUAAUAUUUUAUGUAAUAAUUAGUACUUGAAGAGAAUAUAUUUAUUUAGGAUUUGAUGUAAUAAUUAGAAAAGAACUAAUAAUCCAAAAGACCUUCAAAAGAAAAUCAUGAAAAAUUAAGAAUGUUUGAGUAAUUCAAGACUCAAAUAGAAUGUGAAAAGACAAGUCAAGAAAAAUAAUUUGUAUUUUCCAAAAGUAUAAUGUGA